AUGGUGACCCCGCUUGCACUUCUUGUGAUUGCUAUCGCCCCGGUUAUAGCUUCACCAGCACUCAAGAUCAUAAAGUACGGUACUACUCCAAACGGCUUCAGCUCUCCGGCACGUGGCUGGAACUCAUUUGGGCUCCAGGCAAAUGGCAACACUGCACCAGGAUGGUCAUUCGAUCAAUCCCAUGUGCAAGCCCAGUGUGACGUUUUGGCUUCCAAGCUUCAUACGGGAGGCUAUACAUAUUGCAGCUUAGACUCUGGGUGGUCUGAGGGGUCCAAUGGAGACCAGUAUGGCCGUAUAAUCCCCGACAAGUCCAAGUUUCCUGAUCUUUCUGGUUUUGCUACCCACCUUCACAGCCGAGGGCUUCAGCUGGGUGUCUAUGUUGUUCCAGGAGGUUUCAUAGCUGACAAGGCAAAACACAUUUACGGUACCACUACCACAAUCGGUUCCGUUUGUAGUGGUGACAAUGGGCUUGUCCGCUGCAAUUGGGACUACACUCGACCAGAGACACAGAAGUGGUUCAACUCUGUUGCCAACCAGUUUGCGUCUUGGGGUGUAGACUUUAUUAAAUUAGACUACAUCACACCUGGGUCUCCCAGCAAUGGCGUCAAUCUUCCCGCUGACGAAAGCGGAGAGGUCAUCGCCUGGCACAAAGCAAUCGCCCAAUGCGGCCGCCAAAUUCGACUCGACAUUUCUUGGAAGCUUGACCGUUCGAAAAAGUAUUUUUCAAUUUGGAAUCAACAUGCAGACUCCAUGCGAACCGAUCAGGACAUCAAUAACUCUGGUUCUAGCACCCUUGUGAACUGGGGCACAGUCCAGCGUGCUGUUGAAAAUUAUCGACAAUUUAUUGUUGCAUCCUUGCAAUAUUUUACCAUUAUAAACACUCAUCCAGACUUGGACAAUCUCUAUGUCGCAAAUGAUCCUUCUGUGGAUGGCAUUACCUAUGCGCAGCAGCAAACCAUGAUGUCGCAUUGGAUUGGAGCGGGCGCAAAUCUCAUCCUCGGCGAUGACCUCACCAAGCUUAGUAGUUUUGGUCUGUAUCUUUUAACGCAUCCCGCGGCCCAGGGUAUUACGUCUUUUACCGCUCAGUAUCCAAUGCAACCCAGAAAUCCGGGCAGUGGUAACCAAGGCCCUAAACAGAUGCAGGCAUGGAUCUCUGGUCCCAGUCCGUCUGGUGAAGCCGUUGUCCUGUUGGUCAACUACGGGCCGGAUCAAGGUCAGGGAGGGUUUGGAACCACAACUCCAGGCUCACAGCACAUGACAAUCUCAUACGCCGAUCUUGGAAUUAAACCACCAUACAAAGUAUACGACGUUUGGAAUGAUAAUUACUGGGGGAACGUCUCCGCUGGUCUUGAUGUUGGUAUUGGAGAAGGGCAGAGCUUUUUGCUGCACCUGACCCGUCCUUAA
Molecule: messenger RNA, 1404 nt
Organism: Pochonia chlamydosporia 170
Lineage: Eukaryota; Fungi; Ascomycota; Sordariomycetes; Hypocreales; Clavicipitaceae
Product: glycoside hydrolase family 27
Exons: 2
Coding region: 1-1404 (467 amino acids)
Biological process (GO): carbohydrate metabolic process
Molecular function (GO): hydrolase activity, hydrolyzing O-glycosyl compounds
Source: RefSeq, a predicted model, not a curated record